Molecule: messenger RNA, 864 nt
Organism: Endocarpon pusillum Z07020
Lineage: Eukaryota; Fungi; Ascomycota; Eurotiomycetes; Verrucariales; Verrucariaceae
Exons: 1
Coding region: 1-864 (287 amino acids)
Source: RefSeq, a predicted model, not a curated record
AUGACCGACCGAGCAGAGCGCAGAGCUCCUCAGCCAUCACGUCAACGAGUCGGCAGACAGUUUCAGCAAGCAAACUCAGCAGACAGCGCAGUGACAUCACUCUCCCGUCCAGAAGCAUGGAUGAUACCCUACCAAGACCAACAAAUAAAUCCACCGGCCCAAAAAAGAAUUGACAGCUUCGCCCUUCAACGCGAAACCAUCCAACAAGCCCUCCAUCUGAUGGCUAGCUAUCUCGCCAGCCAAGGCCAGAAUAUAACAAUCAUCACUGUCGGCGGCUCAAUCAGUGGCCUACUAUUAAAAGACCAACUGACACGCAAAAACCUCGAUUACCUUGCCACCGACGUAAGCGAAGAGCAACGCAAGAUACUCGCAGCCGCAGCCAAAUACGCCCGACUGAAAUGCAGCCAACCAAUACGCGGAGCAUGGUUCAGCACCCGUGGCGACGAUACCCUCAAGCUCCCCUUCAGCGUCCAUAAACGGGUCGUGCUGAGAAGCAUCUCCCAAAAUGAAAUCAUCUUCCAAGCACACGGUCUGAAGAUUCUCGCUGCGCCCUGGGAUUACGCCUUUGUCGCCACUCUGGGUAGGUUGGCCAGUGACCGGUCGCUUGCGCGGCCACAUGACCUAGCAGACGCAAUUGCCUAUCUCCAUCGCUAUAUUGAGGGGUGGUGGGAUGGGCCUUUAACUAUGAGUCAGGUCGAGUUCUGGGCAAGGUCAUACGGCAUCCGCGGGGUUGAGACAAUGGCCAGGUUCAUAGCCACGCGGUAUCGAGCUGUGUAUGGUCGUGAUGGGAUUGUGGAUUCCCCCCCGACAGGUAGCGCGCAUGUCCCUCUAAGGAUGCAGAUGGCUCCCAUCGUCUAUACUUAG